Symbiodinium sp. CCMP2592 is the source of this 2466-nucleotide messenger RNA. NCBI's taxonomy places the organism in Eukaryota, Dinophyceae, Suessiales, Symbiodiniaceae. The record is from the annotation of a GenBank genome assembly.
AUGGAUUCCCAGGCCGAUUCUUUGCACCAAUCGGCAGAGUCUCCGCGUGACAGGUUUCUUUCCUUGGAAGCACGUGUGUCCGCUCUGGAGUCCUCCGCUUCUUUACCACGCCAGCUUUUGGACGAGUACCGCACCUAUUUUGAGUCCAGUCUGUGGUCACUUUUCCAACGAGCGUCGAAGGACGCGCAAGCAGAUUCUGCUGCUGUCAGGGAGGACUUCUUUGCAGCCUUGCACUCUUUACGCGAGGAUACCUUGGAGGCUUUGACCACGAUUCACGAGAGGGUGGAUCGGAUUUUACAUCACGAUUUGCGUGCUUUGCAUACAGAUAUCCUUGUUCUGCAGCGGCGCGUUGGUACUUUAAAGGGCCAAGUGGCUGCUUUGCCGCAGGCUACGACUGAAGCUGUUCCAGUUACUGCGCCAACUUUAUCGGUGAGCCCGGUUACUUCGCACUCUUCUGGAAGUGAUUCAUUUGUUUUGGUGGACGCAGCAGAGUUCUCUUCUUUGCAGCCACCGGCGUCGUGGGGCACAGGUGAUGCAGUACUUUUACCGUUUCAGGCAGCAGCGAAGUGGAAGCCGCGGCCUCGACCGUACUUUCCACCUACAAACCGGUCUUCUGCCACGGCAACAGCGCCGAGCUUUCGUUCUCAGCCAAGGGAGCGGCCACACUUUACCACGCGCGCAUCACGUGUUGUGCGCUCUUGUCAGGACGCCAGGCCGAAGCCUACUUUUCGUUCUGCACAAAAAUAUGCGGUUUAUCCCUCAGAGACUUUACCUCCGCGAGUUGAGCAGUAUGCACAUGGAUCUGGUGUGGAGACUUUGCUUCAGGAUGUUGGCGUAGAUUUUCUUGAAGGUGAGGCCGUUGCCCAUCGUGGGGGAGAUGGACAUGCUUUCCCUCCCGAGCCGCCUCCACCUAAAAGCGGCAGCUUUUCAUUGCCCAAGCAACCUGUUGUUUCCAAGGCACGCGUCACUUUGCAGUGGGAGAUUCACGCCAAGUGUAGGGCCAAGGGCUUAUUGCCUUGGCAGAAGCUGGUGGCAUUGAUCGCCCCACUGAGUGCAUCUUUGCAAGAGAUUUUGGAAUCGACUUCUUCGCAAACUUUACUUUCACAGCUCGCGGCCUCAGUUGCAGAUACCACUUUGGUGCGUUAUGUGCAGAGCUGCCUGCAGUACUUUGCUUUGCUUCGUGAUUGGGAAAAGGUGCCCAACUCGUGCUUUCCCCUGAAUACGCUUAAAGCCCUCACGUGGAUGGUCAAGGUGGCCUGCGUCAACUUUCCAGAUCUUUACACGGGUCUCUUUCACUCGAUCGCCCACCAGAAGGCCGAGGGAGACCGCCGGGAGAGCGUACCGCUCCCUCUGGAUUUUGUGGCAUUUCUGGAGUUUUCCUUGCUUUCUAAGUCCUUUCCGGAAUUGCAGCUCGCCAUCGGGGCACUCCUCGUGAUGAUUUGGGGGUCUUUGCGAUUCAGUGAUGCUUUGCACGUCAGAUGGGGCACCGUUCUUUUCGAGCAGGAUGUUGGGCGUGGCAUUUCGUAUCGUAUCAAAACUUCAGUGAGGGGAGCCCCCUUUGGUGUGGUGGGCACCGGCCUGUACGGUCCGUGGUUUGCGCUCUGGCUUGCUUUACUUAAAGAUGAGUGGACCCAGAUCUCCGAAUUGGUGGGGCCAGUGGAGCCUGAUGCUUUACUUUUCCAUACGGCAGCACAGGGGGAGGAAGAUGCACUUUACAUCCCCAUGACGUACGGGGAGGCCUUGGCUACCUUAAGGCAUCUUUUGGCCAAGUGGGGUCGCCUUUCCCACGAGCAGAUCGCAAUUUUUACGCUUCACUCGUGUAAGUCAACCUUGCUUUCCUGGGCAAACCAGUUGUUGCUUUCCGAGGAUUUGCGAUCAGUGCAAGGACAUCACCGUCAUUCGAGCGCUCGCCUUUACAGUCGUGAUGAUGUGUUCGGUGCUCUUUCUUUACAGAGACAGGUCCUGAAGGCACUGAAGGCAGGGUGGCGACCAUUUUGCCCACAACAUCGGGGGGGGCAAGUCCCCCUUACGGAGCCUGCUUUGCAAACUCGUGUGGCUGCUUUCCAGGACCCCUGUCACUCCAUUCCAGCAGGAGCACCGGUGGUGAGUGGCCCAGCCGUCUUUGCUCCAGAGGCUGUGCACCCUGCGAAGGUUGCUGCAUCGUCUUCGGCCGCCUCUUCUUCGGCGGCUUCUUUGCCCACGCCCGAGGCUGUGGCAGAGCUUCCCUUGGCAUGCCCAGGUGAUCGCAGGGAUGCUGAGGAGCUACUUUUCAUCAUCACGGCUAAGACUGUAUACAAAGCGGUGCCGGGCUCUGAGUCGGAGAAGUGCUCUACUUUCCAGGGAGUUCACCUGAAGCCGGCGUGUGAUUGCAUAGUCAGUGUUUUCCAGGUGGUGCACUUGCACCAACAGGCAAAAACUUUUGCCGGCACAAGGCAUGCCUGGACCUUUGAUCUGGUCAAAGCCUGA